GUUUGCUUAUAAAUACUCUUCUUCCUUGUAAAAUAACUAAUUCUUCAUUCAUCUUCUUCUUCUUCUUCUUCUGCAAAACGAAAACAAAAGAAACCAUCUUUCAUUUCUAUUUUUCUUCGGAGGAUCUAUGGAUCGAUUGGAUUUUGACUCAGUCGUUUAAGAAGAUUUAGAACAAUAAACGUCGUCGGCGUUUGAUUCCAGUCAUCGCCGGAGAGAACAAGGCCCAAUCGUCGUUUACAAUCACCGUUCUUCCUUGUCCAAUUCCAUUAGGGCUAGGGAUGAUGCAGUAACACCAAUCUCAUAAAGUCAUAGUCCUCUCUUUCUUGACCUGUAACGCCUAUUGAAAGUUAUCGCCUACUAGAUUUGUGGACAAACACUGUUCAUCAACAAUUCAACACUUAUUCCAUAGAUAUAAUAAGCUUGGAUAUGGCUUUGGGAUCUGCUAGUUCACCAAAUGGUACACAACCAAUUCUCUUGAGUGCUUCACAGCGUCCCAGAAUAUCUAAACUACAAGAACGUAUCUUAUUGCUUAUGGUGGUACAACAAUUGUAGCAGUUGUGACAUUUGUUAUGGGUUUCACAUUUACAAAGAUCUACACCAGUUCUGCUCCAGAUUUAGGCAUCACAGGUUUGGUCAAGAAAGCAGUGUUCAUAGUUUUUCUGGUUUGCAAUAGCAUUCCAGUGCUCUUGUCUGUCAUAGCUACAAUGAAUCUUAUUUGGCCACAACAUCUGGGUGAUAUUCCUCUGAUACAGCAAGCUAUGAAACGAGCCAUGGUACUUAUCAUGUUUGCUUUUUGGUCUAUGGUUGUUGCAUUUGCAUUUGGAGUUUGUCUUGUAUUGAUGCUCCUUCCAUGGCAUUCCUUCCAUGUCUUUAGCUCCAAAGCACAUAAGUGAUGUGUAUGUAGGUUUGUGAACAUUUUCCAUUACACAUUCAAGCUCUUGAUUGUUUCUAUCUGCAAUCUUUCAUAAGUUCGUUCACAGUGAUUGAUCAAAUAUGUUGUCUUUUAAUUUGGUGUGGUC
Molecule: messenger RNA, 1019 nt
Organism: Arabidopsis thaliana (thale cress)
Lineage: Eukaryota; Viridiplantae; Streptophyta; Magnoliopsida; Brassicales; Brassicaceae
Product: Ankyrin-repeat containing protein
Exons: 4
Coding region: 570-893 (107 amino acids)
Source: RefSeq, marked reviewed